UCAAUUAAACACAUGUUUGUUUACAUUUGCUUUCAUUUUCAUCAGUUCAUGUCGAGGCUUUAUGUAGACAAGGAAAAAUGAAUAAUUUUAGAGAAAAGUGUGAGGAAGUAGCUAGAAAACUUCAGGAUUAUUACAAAACAGAGGAUGGUUGGACAGUCGCUAAGAAAACGAAAGAUGGUGCUACUAUUUCAUACAGAACAUCAAAUGAAUUUGAUGGUUAUUUGUACAAAGGUGAAUGUAUGAUAGAUGCCCCACCAGCAACUGUGUUCCACUUUGUUGAUCCCUUACCUGAUGGACCAAGAGGAAAAUGGGAUUCGGACAUGAAAAAAAUUGAAGUCAUAGAUUGGUUGGAAGAGCCGGAACUCCGUGUGAACCGGGCUUGCACAGCCAGCGCUUGUAUGGGUCUUAUAUCACCACGAGAUUUCGUUGAUAUUAUUCUUACAAAAGAAACAGAUUCUUAUAUAUCCACAAAUGGUGUCAGUGUAACUUAUGAGAAAUGUCCCGAGGAAAAGAAAUUUGUACGAGGAUUCAACCAUCCAUGUGGUCUUAUAUGUGAAAAAAUACCAGGAGAGCCUAACAGAACAAAGCUAGUCAGUUUAAUCCAGCCUGACCUGGGGGGCAUGUUACCACGGAGCCUUGUAGACCAAGCCAUACCCGGCUCCAUGGCGGCAUUUUUCACAGAACUUAAGAGUGCAUUAAAGAAAAACGGAGCUGCAAAUAGUUGAGAAAUCCAUCACAUAGGUCUAAAGGGAAUAAUCAAUAAAAACAAACAAAAUCUACAUUAAAUGUACAUGUAUAUUAAGUAUUGUGUAAUGGUAUACUGUGAUUGUGUAUUGCCUGAAAAAGAUUUUCUGUGAAAGUUUUUUUUUUUACAGUAAUAGUACAUACGGUAAUGACACUAUGCCUAAAAAUAAAAUUGGACUUUGUAAUUUUGUAAUUUUAAAGAUCAAUAAAAUAAACAAACGAAGAUUUCAAUUUUUUUUAGUUAAAUCUGGCUAUAUCUCAUUACCACUUGAGCGAGAUCUCAAUCUUUGAUGUGUAGAUGCUUUAUUAUACACAUUAUUUUUAAUAAGCUUCUAUGUGAUUAAGUUAUUGAUGAAGGAGUCACAUGAUUUGUUAAUGUGAAAAAACUACCAGUAAUUGUUCUAUUUAUUAUCAUGAUUAUGUUACCUGUUGUUUAACGAUGUGUAAUUUGAUAUAUUGAAAUUCUGUAAAAUAAAAAAGUGUUUUAAAUAAUG
This is a messenger RNA of Ruditapes philippinarum (Manila clam), 1238 nucleotides long. RefSeq names its product stAR-related lipid transfer protein 5-like. NCBI's taxonomy places the organism in Eukaryota, Metazoa, Mollusca, Bivalvia, Venerida, Veneridae. Gene Ontology annotation, molecular function: lipid binding. The coding region runs from base 78 to 725 and encodes 215 amino acids. The transcript has 6 exons. The record is from RefSeq and is a predicted model, not a curated record.